Messenger RNA from Necator americanus (New World hookworm), 1443 nucleotides. RefSeq lists its product as uncharacterized. The record is from RefSeq and is a predicted model, not a curated record. NCBI's taxonomy places the organism in Eukaryota, Metazoa, Nematoda, Chromadorea, Rhabditida, Ancylostomatidae. The transcript is spliced from 3 exons. The coding region runs from base 1 to 1443 and encodes 480 amino acids.
AUGACAUCAGCAGCCACAGAAGAGGAAUACAGGAUCGGAAGAUUUGGACUAGGGGACCGGAAUGAAAAUGGCAAUCGUCUCGCCAGGCUGUUGUUCGCCACUCGCCUCUUUUAUGGGAACUCUCUUUUCAUGAAGAAAAAUCAUCGUCGGUGGAAAUGGGAAUCGCCUAAUGGCGCGACUCGUGUGGAGAUCGACCACAUGCCCACCAACCGGAGGUGGUGUCUACUUGACAUCUCAGUAGUGUCAUCGUUUUGUAGUGGUUCUGAUCUCCUUCGUGCGAAAAUACGACUUAACCACACGAUGGAAAAGAACAUCUGGUAUCGGCAACGAAGGAGAAAAGAAGUCGUCUACGACGAUUGCGUACUCGAGAACUCCUUGUCCCAAGGUGACUGGCACAUCGAGGAGGACCCAAACGUGGACUACGAGAUGCUGCUCAGAGGAUUACGAGCCCGUGCUGAGCGUGCCUCGAAGCCACACACGACAAGUUCUCGAACCACCAAGGAAUUUUUGGAAAGAAGAAGGGCUUUGACGCUUGAUCCAAAUGCUUCGCACAUUGAGCGGUUAGUAGCAAACACUAGCUGCAGAAAAGCGUUACAGGAGGAUCUUUUGAAGUAUAGACAGAAGAAGAUUCUGGAAGCAGCACAAGGAAGAAUGAGUCCAAAGAAGUGCCGCAGGGAUCUCCGCGAAUAUAAUAUUCCGCUAGCAACCUUGCUGAGCGAAGACGGGACUCGCACGUCUUCUCGUCGUGAGAUGGAAAUCAUUACGGAGAGGUUCUACUCGAACCUUUUCCGUCCAUCAGCUUCUGUGUCAAGCCCGAUCAUCCCCACCGGUGAAGCUCCACCACGGAUUCUUCCUUCGGAAGUACUAGUCGCUAUCAAGAGCAUGAAACCUGGCACAGACCCCGGACCUGAUUUUAUAUCAGCAGACUUUCUUCGGGCUGACCAGUGGAAGACCUCGCGAACCGUUCUUAUCCAUAAGAAAGGUGACCGAGAGGACCUUCGGAAUUACCGUCCGAUAUGCUUGCUGAGCGUGUUAUACAAAGUAUUCACCAAGAUCAUCCUCACGCGCAUAUCUAGGACGCUGGAUAAAGCCCAGGCCCAAGAAAGUUGGAUACCGUCAGGAGUUCAGCUGCUUGCAUCACAUCCAGACCGUGUCGAUGUUAGCCGUGAAUACCGCCUGCCCCUUGUACUAACCUUCGUAGACUGUGAGAAGGCCGUUGACAGCGUACGAACGAAUGCAGUACCGUCAGCGUUGAUCGAUCAAGGUGUGGACGCGUCGUAUGUGAAGACAUUAGCCAUUUGCUACGAUCGAUGCACCACGAAGAAACAGAUUUUCCACCGCUCCCUUACCAUACCCAAUGGAAAGGAGGUACGACAAGGCGAUACUAUAUCGCCAAAGCUGUUCACAGCUGCAUUGCAAUUAAUAAUGAAAUCACUUUCUUAG